AUGGACUAUAUAAGUCUCCGCGCAUCAGACCGUCACGCAAGGCACCAAGUCCCCAUUCAGGAUAAUAGCGGCCUCGAGAGCAUAACGGGAACAUCGGACCAUUCUAAUUUUGAACUGAACAACUCAACAGAUUCUUUUUUCCCAGAAAACGACACCGACGACGAACUCCCGAAAAUGGACUCCAAACAAGCCAAGGUGAUCCUCGUGUUGAAGAGAUUUGUCAAGUUCAUUGGCCCAGGACUGAUGGUCUCUGUGUCGUACAUGGACCCGGGAAAUUUCAGCAGUUCCAUCUCGUCUGCGCAAUUCCAAUACAAACUCCUGUUUUCGCUGCUUGUGUCCAACAUGAUGGCUGGGUUCAUGCAAAUCCUCGCCAGCAAGCUUGGAAUCUGUACCGGCCAGGACCUGGCGGCCAACUGCCGCGCCCACCUGCCGAAGUACGUCAACUUUGCCAUCUACAUCUUUGCAGAGCUGGCUGUUGCAGCCACAGACAUGGCUGAAAUCAUCGGUACUGCCAUCGCAUUCAAUAUUCUCUUUGGUCUGCCGUUGCUGGGCGGUGUCAUGCUGACGACUCUUGAUGUUCUCUUUGUCCUGCUUGCAUACAGGCCGAACGGGCCACUUGUCGUGGUCCAGGUCUUCGAGGCUGCCGUGGGAUGUCUGGUCCUGGGCACGGUCGCCUGCUUCAUCGUGGAGCUCGUGAACGUUUCUCCCACAACCAACUGGGGAAGCGUGUUCCGCGGGUUUCUGCCCUCCAAGGAGAUCUUCACCAAUACCAAAGGUCUCUACCUCACCGCUGCAUUGCUGGGAAGCAACCUGAUGCCACACUCUUUGUAUCUGGGCUCGGGAGUUGUCCAGGCGCGCAUGAAGGCCUUCGACAUGAAACGCGGCCUGUACACGCCUCCAAUGGCAAAGCACAAGAAAAAAGGUCUGCUUUGCAACACCAUCGAGGGAGACUCCGCGGAGGUGAGAUACACCCCGUCGAUGGAGGCGAUCGACGGGACCAUGUCGUACAUCAUUGCCGAGAUGGUGGUCUCGCUAAUUACCGUUGCGCUGUUUGUCAACGCUGCCAUUCUGAUCGUCGCCGGCUCGGCGCUGUCGCAACCUAUGGACGACGACGGAGACGGAGACCUCGAGAGCGCCGAUCUGUUCACACUGCACUAUCUUCUCUCGAGUCAACUGUCAAAAGCUGCAGGUACAGUUUUUGCGCUGGCACUAUUGUGCUCGGGCCUGUGCGGCGGCACGGUGGUCACCAUCGCGAGCCAGCAGAUCAUGGAGGGCCAUGUGCACAUCUCCAUGCACCCUGCCAUCAAGCGUAUCAUCACACGUAUCAUUGCCAUCACGCCAUGCAUAGCAGUUGUCGUGACUCAGGGAAGAGAGGGCCUGAGUACCGUUCUGAACGCGACGCAGGUCGUUUUGUCGCUGCUGCUGCCGUUCAUCAGUGCGCCGCUGGUGUAUCUGACCUGCAAAAAGAGCAUCAUGCGCGUCCUGAUCAGCGGAACCGAGCGCGCGGAGGAAACGGGAGAGGACAUCCCCUUGGACUCUGUCUCCAACACCACCGACAGCACGCUCAGCCUGCUCUCCGACAGGGAGGAGAACAUGACGUCGGACCGCACGCUGCAGUCGAGCGAGCUCCGGGAGCCGCAGCUGGACGACACCAUGGACCAGCCAAAGUACAAGGACAUGAGCAACAACCUGGUGACCGCUGUGGCGGGCGUGAUUGUGUGGCUGGUCAUCUCGCUCAUGAACUUCUGGCUGCUGAUCAGCAUGGCCAUGGGCAAAGACGUGGACUAG
This is a messenger RNA of Ogataea angusta, 1788 nucleotides long. RefSeq lists its product as uncharacterized. The transcript has a single exon. Gene Ontology annotation, cellular component: plasma membrane. Bases 1 to 1788 code for a protein of 595 amino acids. The record is from RefSeq and is a predicted model, not a curated record. Gene Ontology annotation, molecular function: cadmium ion transmembrane transporter activity; manganese ion transmembrane transporter activity. Lineage: Eukaryota; Fungi; Ascomycota; Pichiomycetes; Pichiales; Pichiaceae. Gene Ontology annotation, biological process: iron ion transport; intracellular manganese ion homeostasis.